Messenger RNA from Cantharellus anzutake, 1065 nucleotides. RefSeq lists its product as uncharacterized. The coding region runs from base 71 to 787 and encodes 238 amino acids. Gene Ontology annotation, cellular component: intracellular anatomical structure. Lineage: Eukaryota; Fungi; Basidiomycota; Agaricomycetes; Cantharellales; Hydnaceae. Gene Ontology annotation, molecular function: Atg12 transferase activity. The record is from RefSeq and is a predicted model, not a curated record. Gene Ontology annotation, biological process: macroautophagy; protein lipidation; protein modification by small protein conjugation. The transcript has 3 exons.
AUUGACUCCUGAUGUGGCUUAAAGUACAUCCGGUGCCGCCUGGCGCUCAAGCCCACGAUUCCCACGAGCCAUGAGAGCUCCUUCCACUCUGUCUCGGGAACAAUUUGAGAAAGCAUGCAAGAGUUUUAUUUCCGAUAGCGGGGUCGGGCUAGAGUAUCUACCCCAAGGGUGGGCAUGGACCGAACACCCACGAUAUGCGGGUUUGGGCUUUAUGCAGCGCAUUACGACCAUAAGGAGCCGCGUGUCCUGUGACUCACAGAUAGAUACUGAAAUAGAGGAUGAAUUGGAGGACAUAUAUGAUCCAGCCGUCUUCCUUUCGGGACAACUCUCCGAUGCGCCCAUCAUCAAAGUGUACGAAAGUGUUGUCUUGUCCACGACUUUCAAAGUCCCUGCCUUCUACUUCUCGGCAUUCAGAGAAGACGGCACCCCGCUGGACCUCGGGAAGAUCAUCGGCGCAGGAUACCUCAGAGGCACGGUUGACGGAGUUGAUUCUAGCUCAAACUCAGUGAUGUUACCCUCGCCAAACGAAGAAGCAGCCACGUUCCCUCUGCUCAGUCAAGGGGAUCAUCCAGUCCUCGGCACAUCUUCUUGGUAUCUUCAUCCUUGUAAUAUGGCACAUGCGAUGAGGCCGCUCCUGGACGACAUUGUUGGGGACGAAUGGGUAGAAGACAAACCCGAUCGAGGACUCUUCAGAUGGUUGUCGACGUGGUUCAUGAUAAUUAACAGCGCAGUUAACAUAGUGCAAUUAUCGGAAGCAACAUCCUCGUUUAACAUGGUCCAUUGCUAACUUCAAGCAAGCCAAGACAUCGCAUCAUUGUACUCCCCUGUUCUGCUCCAGAAGCUGUGAGGAUGAUGAAUGGUUGUUUCCCAGCGUCUCACUUCAUCACUCACCCAGCGCCAAGUAUCCCGCCUGUUGAUAGGAAGUCAGCAUCCUUUCCGAUCACAAUCCAUUCCGGAUUGGGAGUGCCUGUUCGCAAGGGGAACGCCCGUAGUGCACGCUCAUAUCCGUUUGCAUCGAAUGCACAAAUGUAUAAAUGUUUCUGGUCCAUAAAGAGCAAUGCUAUC